AAAGCAUGCUGGGCUCGGGGGGGUCCCGCUGGAGUGACUCCUUCCUCACCUCGUGGUUCCCGCGUAACCGUCGCUGCUGGGAGUUCUUGCUGGUAUUUUUCUCCUUUUGGGGGAUUAAACGUUAAGUACCACCAGGUUUGAGUGCUGUUUUAAGUAUCGCGCAGCUGCAAGCUAGGCAACAGGAUCUGCGCUCUAGAGCCUUUGCUGCUGCCCCGCGGUUCGUGCAUCCUCCGAACAAGAUGGCCGUUGCUUGAGUGGAACGUAUAAACCCGACCUGGUGGUGGUUUUAUAUCUAGCCAGCUGGCAGCCAUGAACGAAUGGAUGAGGAAAGGCCCCUUAGAAUGGCAAGAUUACACGUACAAAGAAGUCAAAGUGACUGCCAGCGAGAAGGAGUAUAAAGGAUGGGUUUUAACCACAGACCCAGUUUCUGCCAAUAUUGUCCUUGUGAACUUCCUGGAAGAUGGCAGCAUGUCUGUGACUGGAAUUAUGGGCCAUGCUGUGCAGACCGUUGAAACUGUGAACGAAGGGGACCACAGAGUCAGAGAGAAGCUGAUGCAUUUGUUCACGUCUGGAGACUGCAAGGCCUACAGCCCUGAGGAUCUGGAGAAGAGAAGGAAUAGCCUAAAGAAAUGGCUCGAGAAGAACCACAUCCCCAUCACAGAACAGGGAGAUUCACAAAGGACUCUGUGUGUGGCUGGGGUUCUGACUAUAGACCCGCCCUAUGGUCCAGAAAAUUGCAGCAGUUCUAAUGAGAUUAUUCUGUCCCGUGUUCAGGAUCUUAUUCAAGGACAUCUUGCAGCUUGCCAGUGAGAAGCGAAGAAUUGUGGAUUCAUCGAUUAAAAUAACACUUCAUUUUUAUUUUUUCCUUCAUAAAAUGUUUUGAAUGUUAAAUCUACCAUAUUAUAAGACUUUAAAGCCACACAGUUGAGUGUGUGUGUGUGUGUGUGUGUGUGUUAAUUUUCUGUUGUUUUGGAAAAAUCAAGUGGAUUUGGCUGUGGAUUAUAAGUGUUAAUAAAUAAGCGAACUAUGGCAA
This is a messenger RNA of Mustela erminea (ermine), 1033 nucleotides long. It is a transcript of the gene GEMIN6, whose product is annotated as gem nuclear organelle associated protein 6. Gene Ontology annotation, molecular function: RNA binding. Gene Ontology annotation, cellular component: nucleus; SMN complex. Gene Ontology annotation, biological process: spliceosomal snRNP assembly; spliceosomal complex assembly. The record is from RefSeq and is a predicted model, not a curated record. NCBI's taxonomy places the organism in Eukaryota, Metazoa, Chordata, Mammalia, Carnivora, Mustelidae. The coding region runs from base 310 to 810 and encodes 166 amino acids. The transcript has 3 exons.